Priapulus caudatus is the source of this 1136-nucleotide messenger RNA. RefSeq names its product RNA 3'-terminal phosphate cyclase-like. The coding region runs from base 75 to 422 and encodes 115 amino acids. Gene Ontology annotation, biological process: RNA processing. Gene Ontology annotation, molecular function: RNA-3'-phosphate cyclase activity. The transcript is spliced from 4 exons. Gene Ontology annotation, cellular component: nucleus. The record is from RefSeq and is a predicted model, not a curated record. Lineage: Eukaryota; Metazoa; Priapulida; Priapulimorpha; Priapulimorphida; Priapulidae.
GCCUGAAGAAGCAUGACAGAUAUUAUUUUUAAAUACUCAGCAAAUCUCAGCCACAAGGCCAGAAUCAACAACAGAUGAGUAUGCAUUUAAGUAUCGUCGCGGAGACGACGACCGGAUGUCGCUUUGGAGGAUCUGCUCUUGGCAAGCGAGGGGUUGAAGCGCACGAGGUCGGCCAGGAGGCUGCUCAGCAGUUGCUUAGCAACCUGAAACAUGGUGGCUGCGUUGAUGAACAUUUGCAAGACCAGCUAAUCAUAUUCAUGGCGUUGGCAAAGGGAAAAUCAUUGGUACGAAGUGGACCUAUCACGCUGCACACGAAAACGGCCAUCUUUGUAACUGAGCUGCUACUCAAGGAUAAGGUAAAGUUUAACAUCACCCAGGAUGGAGAGACAAAUAUCGUGGAGUGCGAGGGCGUUGGACUGUAGAGCGAAGCUUGCUGCUCUCUUGUUACUGCUGUUUGAAAGAUGCUCGCGUGUGACAGCCCAUGCACAAUCUUCCUAGUAUCAGUCACAAAUUUGUGUGAGGUUGUCAAGUGGAAAAGACACUACCCGUCCAACCCUUGAUGUGAUGUGGCUGUGCUUUAGCUGCAGUAUGAACGGCUGGUUGAUAUGAAAUGCUUGGUUCUACGACAUGACUGCGUUUGUCGAUGCUUUGACAUACAUUGUAAUCAUCAUGCUUGUGCCACCGUUAAUUAUUAGUACAGGCUGCCGGUUUGUCCCGCCUGUUGGUUGAACAGUUUCUUUUGUCGUCAACAGAUGGCACUAUAUGACAAUUGUUCUGCUUGUUGCUUCUACAGAAAGAAUGGCCGUCUGUCUAAUAACGUGCAACGUGCAUGCAAACAAUAUGUAAAACUAUGGAACCUCAUAUUAUUUAUUAUUAUUAUUAUUAAAUCUUUAUUGCAUGUAAUUCAAAUACAAAUACAUGUACUGAAGACAGUCUUUUUCGUGGAGUGUUGAGCAGUUAAAAAAUAAAAUUACUGAGUAAUACAGUACAAAAUAGUGCUAUAAAACAUUAUGAAGAAAAAACCGAAUUCGCAGUCUGCCAGGCUGUGUAUGUUAUUUAAAGCUUAUGUUUAUGAGUAAAAUAAUAAUAAUUAGAGCACUCGGAGAGCGCAGACCUCCGCCAAGGCAGCUCAAUUC